AUGGUAGAAUUCUUGAUUCAUGACGAAAGCAGAAGUGCAAGGCAGCAGCUCCAGGAGCUUACUUUUGACAAACUGGAGAUGCAGCUUAACACAGUAAAUAUUACUGGUUUUUCUUCUGGUGUGUGUAUUUGUGGGAAAUGCUGUUUUAGAGAAGAAAAUGUGCUGUAUAUAAACACCUUUCUAUCUUCAUUCUCAGGGUUUGCUUCUGUGCCAGUGAAAGGGAGUUGCUGUUCGUAUUCUAGCCUGGCAUGUGCUUUCCAGACACGGUGUUCCAUCUCUGCCCCCUGGAAUGUGACAGUCGAGCAAUGCAGACAGAGCAGUUUCUUCAAUACAUUGACAGCUGAUGAGCUGUGGAAAGGAGCUUUGGCAGAGACUGGUGUGGGAGUAAAGAAAGGAAGAGGAAAGAGAAGGAAGAAAAAGCUAAGGAAGAAUCUCAAUAGAGGCCAGGAGAUUGGUGAAGGACGUUCUGGUUUCCUCUGGCCUGGUCUUAAUGCUCCUGUGGUACAAAGUGGUAGAGUCCAGGCAGUUACUCAACGAAAAAAAGAAGAACGAGAGAGAAUUCAGUCUGAAAUUGUUCAACAGAGAGAUACGUGGGAGAAGAAAAGAAAAAUAAAAGUUAAGAGAGAGGGAGGAUGGAGUGGAAAGUGUUGGGGAGGUGUUAUUCUGGAUCCUCCUGACCCAGGUCCUAAUGGAGAAACGUACGAAGAUUUUGAAACAAGAGUCAUUGAGGUGAAAAACGUGUUUUGUAUGAAGGCAAAGGAAGGCAGAAAAAAAUCAAUACGUGCCUUAGUGGCUAUUGGAAAUGGUAAAGGGGCUGCAGGUUUUGCAAUGGGAAAAGCAGGUGACAGGAUGAAUGCUUUACGGAAAGCAAAGAAUAAAGCAAUACGCUGCUUACAUUUUAUAGAGCUGUAUCAGAACCACACAAUUUACCAUGACAUUACAGUGAAAUUUAAGAGGACAAACAUCCGCAUGAAGAAGCAAAACAAAGGGUAUGGUCUUCAUUGCCACCGAGCUAUCAUCACCAUCUGCAAGCUAAUUGGCAUUAAAGACAUGUACGCCAAGGUUUCUGGAUCCAAAAACUUGAUUAACAUUACCAGAGCUCUCUUUAAAGGCUUGACACAACAGGAGACUCACCAACAGUUAGCAAACCAGAAGAGCCUCUGUGUAGUGGAGUUCCGGGAGGAGCAGGGCCCUCUGCCCAUCGUUGUGGCACUGCCUGAGGGGACUGUCCGUGAGGAUCCUGAGCCUGAAGAUGAUGUUCCAGACACAAAGCUGGAAUGGAGUGAGGUGAAAGAAGCUCAGGGAAUGAAGAAAUCGCCCUGGGUGAAUGUCAGACGGACAGUAUGGUGAAAGCUUCAGUCCCUUUGUCUCCUCUUCUCAGAGAUGCAACUGGGAAAGCCCAGCCCAAAUGGACAGGUUUGUCUAGGCUUACAUUUCAGAGGAGGGCACCAGUAGCUCUCUCAUGCCAUUCAUAUUGCUGCUUUCAUUGCUACCAUGCAGUAACACUGUUUGCUUUCCCACAAUCCUUCUGACCACUGUUUGACUAGGGACGUUCAGAUGGAGACAGCCAGUGAACAUGACUUGACUUCAAGCAUGUAUCAACUUGAUUCUUGAAGAUGAUGUUUAAUCAACAGACCCCAUGUUUCUUUCAUAAGCUCUUGGGAAACUACUGAAAAGAUAAGAUUGUGAAAGCAAUAAAAAAUCCUCAGAAUGAGUUCA
Egretta garzetta (little egret) is the source of this 1719-nucleotide messenger RNA. It is a transcript of the gene MRPS5, whose product is annotated as mitochondrial ribosomal protein S5. Gene Ontology annotation, biological process: translation. The transcript has 12 exons. Lineage: Eukaryota; Metazoa; Chordata; Aves; Pelecaniformes; Ardeidae. The record is from RefSeq and is a predicted model, not a curated record. Gene Ontology annotation, molecular function: RNA binding; structural constituent of ribosome. Gene Ontology annotation, cellular component: ribosome. Bases 1 to 1350 code for a protein of 449 amino acids.